This is a messenger RNA of Dunckerocampus dactyliophorus (ringed pipefish), 3552 nucleotides long. Its product is annotated as glutamate receptor ionotropic, kainate 1-like. Gene Ontology annotation, cellular component: plasma membrane; postsynaptic membrane; kainate selective glutamate receptor complex. The transcript has 18 exons. Lineage: Eukaryota; Metazoa; Chordata; Actinopteri; Syngnathiformes; Syngnathidae. The record is from RefSeq and is a predicted model, not a curated record. Gene Ontology annotation, molecular function: transmitter-gated monoatomic ion channel activity involved in regulation of postsynaptic membrane potential; kainate selective glutamate receptor activity. Gene Ontology annotation, biological process: monoatomic ion transport; synaptic transmission, glutamatergic; modulation of chemical synaptic transmission. The coding region runs from base 273 to 2969 and encodes 898 amino acids.
CUCUCAUCUUCAUGCUGUUGAAUGAAAGAGUGACGGCUGCUGUUGAUUCGGAGCCAGUUUUAGGAAUUUGAAAUACUUUAGCGGGAUUAUGUUGGACCUGAAAUUCGGGUCACAUGACUGCUGAUAUUUUGGACCGCUCAGUGCUCCUUGGUGGAGGUUCUUUGUGUCUUCUUGUCAAGUUCACGUGAUGGAGAUGGAGGUGACUUUCAGGAGGAGGCAAGAGGAGCUCGAAGAGUCUUCCAGACUGUCAUGGUGACCUGGGCUGGAUCAACAUGGACUCAAGAACCCCCCUGGUUCUCCUGCUUGUGCUGCUCGUCCAGCCGUGGCUCGGCUCGGCUCAGGUUCUACGGAUAGGUGGCAUCUUCGAGACGCGCGAGAGGGAGCUGGUGAGCAUGGAUGAGCUCGCCUUCAAGUUUGCCGUCAACAACAUCAACCGCAACAAGACGCUGAUGCCCAACGUCACGCUGACCUACGACAUCCAGAGGAUCAACUUGUUUGACGGCUUCGAGGCGUCCCGGAGAGUGUGCGACCAGCUGGCUCUGGGGGUGGUGGCCGUCUUCGGACCCUCCCACAGCUCGUCGGUCAGCGCGGUCCAGUCCAUCUGCAACGCCCUAGAGGUCCCUCACAUCCAGACGCGCUGGAAGCAUCCGUCGGUGGACAACAGAGACACGUUCUUCAUCAACCUCUAUCCCGAGUACACGGCCAUCGCCAGGGCCAUCCUGGAUGUGGUCACCUUCUUCAAGUGGAGGAAGCUGACUGUGGUCUACCAGGACAGCACUGGCCUGAUGCGCAUGCAGGAGUUGAUCAAGGCGCCCGCGAAACUCAACCUGAAGAUCAAAAUCCGCCAGCUGACGCCUGGCAACCAGGAUGCACGUCCUCUGCUGAAAGAGCUGAAGAAGGACAAGGAGUUCUUCAUCCUCUUUGACUGCUCCUACCAUAUGGCCUCUGAGCUCCUCAAGCAGCUUUCCUCCAUGGGAAUGAUGACGGAGUACUACCACUUCUUCUUCACCACGCUGGAUUUGUUUGCCUUGGACUUGGAGCCGUAUCGCUACAGCGGGGUCAACAUGACAGGAUUCAGACUGCUCAACAUCGAUGACCCCUGGGUGGCGUCCACCAUGGACAAGUGGGCCAUGGAGAGAUUGCAGGGACCCAAACAGGACAGCGGCCUGAUGGACGGCGUCAUGACGACGGACGCGGCCUUGAUGUAUGACGCCGUGUUCAUGGUUUCCGUGGCGUCGCAGCGCGCCACCCAGAUGACGGUCAGCUCCCUGCAGUGUCACCGCCAUAAACCGUGGCGCUUUGGACCGCGCUUCAUGAACCUCUUCAAAGAGGCCCAGUGGGAUGGACUGACAGGUCACAUUGUUCUCAACAAGUCGGACGGUCUGAGGAGAGACUUUAACUUGGACAUCAUCAGCCUCAAAGAGGACGGCGCUGCCAGGGGUGUUAUGGAGGCUGGAAGUCGCCUCACCAAGAGGUGGAUCAAGAUCGCCGUGUGGAACUCGUACAAAGGCAUGAACCUCAUCGAGAAGUCCACGCGGGAGAAGAACGUGAACGUGACCGACUCCCUCGCCAACAGGACGCUGAUUGUCACCACCAUCCUGGAGAAUCCAUACGUGAUGUACAAGAAGUCAGACAAGGAGCUGUCCGGCAAUGACCGCUUUGAGGGAUACUGCCUGGACCUCCUCAAGGAGCUCUCCAACAUCCUGGGCUUCACCUACGAAGUCCGCCUGGUGGCCGACGGCAAGUACGGCGCACAGAACGACAAAGGAGAGUGGAACGGCAUGGUCCGCGAGCUCAUCGACCACGUGGCCGACCUGGCUGUGGCACCCUUGACCAUCACCUACGUUCGGGAGAAGGUCAUCGACUUCUCCAAGCCCUUCAUGACGCUGGGCAUCAGCAUCCUGUACCGCAAACCCAACGGCACCAACCCGGGCGUGUUCUCCUUCCUUAAUCCUCUGUCUGCUGACAUCUGGAUGUACGUGCUGCUGGCCUGCACGGGGGUCAGCUGUGUACUCUUUGUCAUCGCCAGGUUUACUCCAUAUGAGUGGUACAACCCACAUCCAUGCAACCCAUCCUCCACUCUCAUCCAAAACAAUUUCACUUUGCUCAACAGCUUCUGGUUUGGUGUCGGUGCUCUCAUGCGUCAAGGUUCCGAGCUGAUGCCGAAGGCUCUGUCCACGCGUAUCGUCGGGGGCAUCUGGUGGUUCUUCACCUUGAUCAUCAUCUCCUCCUACACGGCCAACUUGGCCGCCUUCCUCACCGUGGAGAGGAUGGACGCGCCCAUCGACUCGGCCGACGACCUGGCUAAGCAAACCAGGAUUGAAUACGGUGCAGUGAGGGACGGAUCCACCAUGACCUUUUUCAAGAAAUCCAAGAUCUCCACCUACGAGAAGAUGUGGGCCUUCAUGAGCAGCAGGAAGAACACAGCACUGGUCAAGAACAACCGGGAGGGCAUCACGCGUGUCCUCACCACCGACUACGCCAUGUUGAUGGAGUCCACCAGCAUUGAGUACAUCAGCCAGAGGAACUGUAACCUCACGCAGAUAGGAGGACUCAUUGACUCCAAGGGCUACGGAGUGGGAACGCCCAUCGGUUCUCCGUACAGAGACAAGGUGACCAUCGCCAUCCUGCAGCUUCAGGAGGAAGGAAAGCUGCACAUGAUGAAGGAGAAGUGGUGGCGAGGCAACGGCUGCCCGGAGGAGGACAACAAGGAGGCCAACGCUUUGGGUGUGGAAAACAUUGGCGGCAUCUUCAUCGUGCUUGCCGCCGGCCUGGUCCUGUCUGUGUUCGUGGCCAUUGGCGAGUUCAUAUAUAAGGCUCGCCGGAACGCAGACAUUGAGGAGGCCUUUUGUUUCUUUUACGGGGUGCAGUCCCGCCAGUUUCAGCGGCGUGGCUCCACCUCCUCCUCGGGCACCUCCUUGUCUACCGACCUGGAGAGCGGCAAGCUGCUUGGUGAUGACACAGAGUAACCGUGGCAACUGUAGAUGAUAGAGUGUGUCUUUCUCGGUUCUGAUGGAGGACGUGGGCGUCUUCUCCCAAGGCCUGAGGCGGAGGUUGAGACAACGGCCAUCUUGUGUCUGUACUGCACACACGCAGGACACCAACACAUCGUGAGAAUGGACUGAACCAAAACUAAAAACAGACUGCCAGCAUACACGUUUAGAGUGUUUGUGCGUCCAUUUUCCUUUUCUUUUAGUACUGUUUGUGUGUCAGCGUAACAUACUUUAUGCCCUUAGUGUUUUGCUCACUUUAAAGUCACCUGAUCGUGGAAAUAUUGACCUUCACAGUAAAACUAUUUUGCAUUUUUUUCAAAACACCUGCCUUAUUUGUGUGUGUGCAAGGAUAUGUGUAUGCGUGUUGUGUGUGUGUUGACAUGAAGACUCUCCAUUGGAUGCCUACAGGAAGUAAGUGUCCACCUAGCAGUACCAUUCAGUUUGGUACCAUGUGUUAAUGAUUGUGUUUCCAUUGUUUAGGCCUUCUCGGCCCAGGCUUGACCUUUCAACUGUGUCUUGGCUGUGGCUCUGAGCAUGAACACCUUCUUCUUCUGCACAC